Messenger RNA from Solanum verrucosum, 1077 nucleotides. Its product is annotated as probable WRKY transcription factor 49. Bases 135 to 1046 code for a protein of 303 amino acids. Gene Ontology annotation, biological process: regulation of DNA-templated transcription. The record is from RefSeq and is a predicted model, not a curated record. The transcript is spliced from 3 exons. NCBI's taxonomy places the organism in Eukaryota, Viridiplantae, Streptophyta, Magnoliopsida, Solanales, Solanaceae. Gene Ontology annotation, molecular function: DNA-binding transcription factor activity; sequence-specific DNA binding.
ACAUCAAGAACUUUGAUUUUUCUUCAUCUACUCCACUCUCCCUUCACCUUUUUCCUCAAAAUUCUUUAAAAUCCCUCAUAAUUGUUACCAAAAAAAUCUAGCAAAUUAAUUAAAAUAUAGUCAUUGUAGUGAAAAUGUUAAUGGAGAAAUAUUCAUGGUCUUAUGAAGAUGAGUUGAUAAAAGAACUUCUUGAUGAUGAAUCACCAUUCUUUUUAGCACCUCAACAUGACUCAACAACUUCUUCAAGUGAUAAUUAUUAUUCACUUGAUGUAACAAAGAGCUCUAUUUCUUCACUUUCCUCAUGGCCUAACAAUAUUCAUGAUGAUAUAGAGAGUGGUUUGUCUAUGACAAGUAAUGGAGUACUUCAAUCUCAUGAUGCUAGGAAUUUAGGGUUGGGAAGAGGGUUAGACAUGAUGAUAAAUAAGCAUGAGCCUCAUGAGGCUAAAUAUACAUUGAGAAUACAGAGUUGUGGUAAUGCAAUGGCUGAUGAUGGUUAUAAGUGGAGAAAAUAUGGCCAAAAAUCCAUUAAGAAUAGCCCAUAUCCAAGGAGCUACUACAAAUGCACUAAUCCAAGGUGUGGAGCCAAAAAACAAGUUGAGAGGUCCAGUGAUGAGCCCAACACUUUCAUAAUAACUUAUGAAGGCCUUCAUCUACAUUUUGCUUACCCAUUUAUCACUCUUGAUCCACCUCAAUCUCUUAAUCAGCCCAAUAAAAAGCCCAAAGUAACAAAUUCAAAAGCCCAUAUCUAUGAAUCUGAAAACACAAGUGAAGUUGAUGAAAGCCCAAUACUUGUCAACCCAGGCCCAAUUGUUGAACUUGAACAAGGAUUGGGCCUUGAUAUAACGGGCUCACAAGGAUUGGGCUUUGAUGAAAUGGGCUCACAAGGAUUGGGCUUUGAUGGAAUGGGCUCACAAGGGUUACUUGAAGAUAUGGUGCCAUUAAUGGUUAGAAACCCAUCUAUUAAUAAGACCACAAACUCAUAUUCUUCAUCUUGCUCUUACUCAUCUCCACCAACUUCUCCUUCAUUUUCUUGGUCAAAUAAUUAGUGUUUUUUUUUACUAGUAAAUUAUUGUAUGU